This is a messenger RNA of Petromyzon marinus (sea lamprey), 2757 nucleotides long. Lineage: Eukaryota; Metazoa; Chordata; Hyperoartia; Petromyzontiformes; Petromyzontidae. The record is from RefSeq and is a predicted model, not a curated record.
UUACCAUGUCCUUCACAUGAACAGUAACACAUUUUCUGCGUCACGUGAUGUGUGGGCCCCGUGCCUCCUAUGAGCUGUGAAUGUUGAAACCGCUCCAGAAUUUCCUUCCAUUGAGCCCCUGCCGCUGAGAUGAUUCACUUCCAGUAGGUCGUGUGGCUGAUGGGAUGAGUCAACAUAUUUGUGUUCUUUCACGCGGAGGGACAGGUGCUUGUUAUGUGUUACUUGUAUUCUCCAAAACAAACUAAACUAUUUUUAUUUGACCAGGUAAGACCCCACUGAGCUAUGUACAGGAAUUCCUUGCACUUUCGUCUGGUUAGGAACCAGAGCAUGGACCAAUGACAAAAGUGGACGAAUGUCAAAGCAGAGCCUUUAUUUAGCUUGCAAAUGUAUUUUGGCCGGCGAAAAACGUACAUGCAAAUAACUACAGUCAAUAUAAAAACGUACAUGCAAAUAACUACAGUCAAUAUAGAAACGUACAUGCAAAUAACUACAGUCAAUAUAAAAACGUACGUGCAAAUAACUACAGUCAAUAUAAAACGUACAUGCAAAUAACUACAGUCAAUAUAAAAAUGUACGUGCAAAUAACUACAGUCAAUAUAAAAACGUACGUGCAAAUAACUACAGUCAAUAUAAAAACGUACUGUGCAAAUAACUACAGUCAAUAUAAAAACGUACGUGCAAAUAACUACAGUCAAUAUAAAAACGUACAUGCAAAUAACUACAGCCAAUAUAAAAAACGUACGUGCAUAUAACUAGUCAAUAUAAAAACGUACGUGCAAAUAACUACAGUCAAUAUAAAAACGUACAUGCAAAUAACUACAGCCAAUAUAAAAACGUACGUGCAAAUAACUACAGUCAAUAUAAAAACGUACGUGCAAAUAACUAGAGUCAAUAUAAAAAUGUACAUGCAAAUAACUACAGUAACUAUAUAAAUUGAGAACCUCAUGGGUUUAUUGCUGCUCUACCAAACCGUCUGUUCCCUCAUUGGAAUGCAUUCUGGCUCACCAUGCCCCACUGUAACCGCUGGUGGUGAGUGGAACGAGAGAUGCGAUGAACGACUCUCUUCCGUGUUCAUCAGGAGACGGAGGCACCAUGAAGUGGCUCCUGGUCACAGCGGCGUUCAUCUCCCUCCUGCCUGUGAUGUCUGCUGUGGAGCUGCAGCUCUCCCUACCGGAGAGCGUGGAUGUGACGGAGGGAGAGAGCGUGACUCUUCCCUGCUCAUUCUCCUCGCCGUCGACCGUCUCGAGUGGCCUCUACAUCACGUGGCUCACGAUGCCCACAGGCUACAUAAUCUACGACUCACUUAUCGGGAAUCUCUGGCUUGGAAGAGCUGAGUUUGCGGGAGACAAGGAAAAGGGUGACUGCUCCCUCAGGCUCCUCAACGUCUCCAGGACCCUCAGCCCCGUGUUCAAUUGCGAUGUCAUUUGUAUCAGCUGUGGGAAGGACAACUGGAAGGUGGAACGAGAGGUGAAGCUGAACGUGACGGUUGCAGCUGCACGAUCACGCGGGGAGACCUCGCCCACACCACGUGUCCACUCCUGGAGGGACACGGUGGUGACGGUGUUGAUAGUGGUGGCGGGCGUGAUCCUGGCGUCUGCGGCUGUCAUCUUCUUCAUGAAGAUGCACCCUUGGUCGUCUGGGAGCUCCCCCCGCUCACACAGUGGCGAUGGGCAAGCAGACGUGGACGGUGAUGUGCAGGAUGGGCAUCCACUGAUGGAGGUGAAUGUGAAGGAGAAUGGACAUCCACUGAUGAUGGUGAAUGUGAAGGAGAAUGGACAUCCACUGAUGAUGGUGAAUGUGAAGGAGAAUGGGCAUCCACUGAUGAUGGUGAAUGUGAAGGAGAAUGGGCAUCCACUGAUGGAGGUGAAUGUGAAGGAGAAUGGGCAUCCACUGAUGAUGGUGAAUGUGAAGGAGAAUGGGCAUCCACUGAUGGUGAAUGAACACAAGGGGGACAACGGAGACAAAGGCACGGACACCGUUUGAAGAAAUCUUCCGUGGGGUCCCCCGUGACCACCCUGGCCGGCACGUGGAGCCGCUCUUACCCACAGUGCCAUGCGUGAGUGCAGUGCUGACUGCCUGUGCUUCAUGAGCUGAUUGUUUACAGACCUUCCUCUGACCAUCUCUCUCCCUCUCUGUGGCUCUCCACACUCAUCUUUGGCCACUUCAAAUCCCUCACCGCUAAAUUCCACAUGAUCCAGAAUCCUGCUGCUGCCUCAACUCACAGCUUCUGUAAAUGAAACCUCAUCACAGACAAUCCUCAAGAUUCUCCCACUGGCUCCCAACCCGGUCCCCAAUCGACUGAGACAUCGCACUCUCCACCUACACGAUCCUCCAUAGACUCUCCACCACCUCUCCUUUCUCUCUUCAGGGCGUCCCCAAUAUACGUUGGGGUUAAGGAUCGAAAAGUUGCGACUUAUAACGGAACGAUGUAUAGCGGGGACUUUUACCUUAUAGUAAUACUACUCCGUGUUAAUGAGGGGGGGGGGGGAGAUGGGGAGCGUAAGAGUGUAAACAUUGCCAAUGUGAUGCAAAGUGAGGCAGUGUCUCCCAUGAGAAAUAAUGGAAUGAGGUAGGGAUAGGGACCGUACCUUAUAGAAAUGUGUUGUUUCAUACCUAGAAACCAAAAUACGUACUUUACAUGUACAGACAACUACAUACUCUGUGUACAUAACUUUACAACACAAUGUACACACAUUUAUAACCAAUUCUGCGUUAAAGAACUGUUAAACAGCAUUUCAACUUGGAAAACACUUUAUU